AUGAUCAUCCCGAUCCUCAUCGCGCUGCUGGGGCUCGGCCUCUACCUACGCCAUGUCAAUUCUGUCAUGAAGGCAGUCCCACCAGAGGCAGAAGCAGCAUCUCCGCAUCGUUGGACCGUGGACGAAGUCAAAGCCGGCUAUGAAAAGGCCCUUAAAACUCCCAUCGAUGUCAACAAGAGCCUUCCGCCGAAACAGGCCCGACGAUAUGUGGUUGUGGGUGGAUCAGGUCUUGUCGGUGGCUGGAUUGUCUCACACCUUCUCGCGCGGGGUGAAGACCCCUCUGCGGUCCGUGUGCUAGAUCUCUUGUCACCCACGCAGGAUAUCCUCGACAAAGGUGUCGAGUUUGUCAAGACCAAUAUCACGGAUGAGCUAAACGUCACCACUGCUUUUCAGCAGCCAUGGGCAGAGGGCGUGGCCCAGCUCCCCCUGACGGUCUAUCACACAGCAGCCACGAUUCGACCGCAAGAGCGGCUGGAGAUGUUCCUGCCACUAUGUGGCAAGGUAAACAUCGAUGGUACUCGCAACGUUCUCAAUGCUGCGAGACAAGCCAAAGCGUCAUGCUUCGUCUCAACAUCCUCCGGCUCCGUCACUCUUCACAAAUUGGGAUUCUGGGUAACCCCAUGGACGAAACUGCCCAAGCGCGCAUUCCAGGUUCUCAGCGAUGAGGCGAAGUUACCGGAGCGUCAUGAUGAGUUCUUUGGAAAUUACGCCGUGACCAAGGUGGAAGCGGAGCGAAUGGUUCGUGCAGCCAAUGAUCCUUCGUCGAAUUUCCGUACUGGAUGUAUCCGGCCUGCAAAUGGGAUAUAUGGAAUCGGAAGCGAUGCAAGUAUGACCAUCACCGGCGUAUACCUGCGCAAACAGGGAAGUCCAACCUGGGUCCGCCCCGUCAUCCAAAGCUUCGUCAAUGCAGAGAACGUCUCCAUUGCCCACCUCCUCUAUGAACAACGACUUCUCGAGCAAAGUCAGCCUGGCUCUAUGCUCCCGAAUACGGGCGGACAGUCCUUCGUCGUGACAGAUCCAAACCCAGCCAUUUCCUUCAGCGAUAUCUAUACGCUACUGGAGACUCUGUCGAAGACUCCCGUCUCGUUCCCGACGAUUCCUCCCAUGCCGCUCUUCCUACUCGCGUACCUGAUCGAGUUGUACACUGUCAUUCAGUUCAAGUAUUUACCUUGGCUCUUGCCAAAAAUUCAAGGUGACUUGAACCAAAUACAACCAUCGCUGUUCUCCAUCUCCGACGUCUUCUGCGUUGCGGAUGAUACCCGGGCGAAACAGGCGCCUGAGUUGGGUGGACUGGGCUACAAUCCGCCCUUAACUACCUUGGAGGGAAUGUGCAAGGAACUUGUGGAUUGGAAUUCUAAGGCCGGUAAAGUAAAGACCGUUGAGAAAAUCGGCCCUGUGGCUGUUACGGAGAAUGGAGUUGAUGUUAAUCUUGUUUCGCCCGAGGUGAAAAUCUGA
Penicillium waksmanii is the source of this 1455-nucleotide messenger RNA. RefSeq names its product putative 3-beta hydroxysteroid dehydrogenase/isomerase family protein. Lineage: Eukaryota; Fungi; Ascomycota; Eurotiomycetes; Eurotiales; Aspergillaceae. Bases 1 to 1455 code for a protein of 484 amino acids. Gene Ontology annotation, biological process: steroid biosynthetic process. The transcript has 3 exons. Gene Ontology annotation, molecular function: 3-beta-hydroxy-Delta5-steroid dehydrogenase (NAD+) activity. The record is from RefSeq and is a predicted model, not a curated record.